Anopheles merus is the source of this 1101-nucleotide messenger RNA. It is a transcript of the gene Irbp18, whose product is annotated as CCAAT/enhancer-binding protein gamma. NCBI's taxonomy places the organism in Eukaryota, Metazoa, Arthropoda, Insecta, Diptera, Culicidae. The transcript has 2 exons. Bases 159 to 548 code for a protein of 129 amino acids. The record is from RefSeq and is a predicted model, not a curated record. Gene Ontology annotation, molecular function: DNA-binding transcription factor activity, RNA polymerase II-specific; RNA polymerase II cis-regulatory region sequence-specific DNA binding. Gene Ontology annotation, biological process: DNA-templated transcription; regulation of transcription by RNA polymerase II.
CUUGUUUGUUUAUCAAUAUCGCAGCUCUGUCAAAGUGGUGGCCGCGCAAUCGUCGCAGCGCAAGUUGUGCAUUAUAUUUUGUUUACCCCUUACAAUUUGGCUUGGUGCAAUUGGCGCUAAUCAGCAGUGAACGCAUCCGCCACAGUGUACGCUACAGAAUGCCACCGAAAAGAAAGUCCACCACCGACGAGGAAGACGAUGAGUAUCGUCGCAAGCGGGACCGUAACAAUCAGGCCGUCAAGCGCAGCCGGGUAAAGUCUAAAAUGAAGACAGAAGAGACGCAGCAGCGUGUGAACGAUUUGCGGCUCAAGAACCAGCUGCUGGAAGACAAAAUUGACAACCAGAAGAAGGAGCUGAAAUUUCUGAAGGAGCUGUUCAUCACACAGGCGCAAGCCAAGGCGGACAAGCUUGUCGGUAUCAAUCUGAACGAGCUGCUCCAGGACGAUGAUAACGACGAUAACGACGAAGACGAAGGGGAGCCCAGCAAAAAACGCGCCAAGGAACAGUCGAAGGGGGAGGGUAGUAGUAAGAGCAGAUCGCGAAGGUAAAAGAGUUAAGCGGGUGUCCGGGAGUUGGAGUUAACUUUUCCGGAAGUCACAUGCACCCUCUACACGGUGGACAUCGAUUGUUUUUUGGGUGGAUAAUUUGUGAACGAUCCUCGUAAACAAAGUCCUGAAGGUGGGUGUAGUGUGGGGUGUACUGUGCGACAGUAUUUACAAAUCGGUAAUACGGCGUGUGAGUGUGUGUGUGUGUGUAGUCUAAGUACAUUGACCUGAAACGUAAUGUACAAAUGUGCUUAGAAAAGUGGAAUGUUAGGCGCGCAGUGCGUGUGUAUCAACCCAAGUGCGCCCAUGGAUGGCUCGCGCAGCCAAGAAACACGCCUGAAGAUAGGCUCGUACGGUGCGAAAGGGUUGAAGAGAAUGUGUUUGUAAAUAAGCGCUGGGCUGUCAGCGGGGCCGUGUGGCCUAAUGGAGAAGGCGUCGGACUUCGGAUCCGAAGAUUGCAGGUUCGAGUCCUGUCACGGUCGCACACUGGGAAUCUUUUUUUGUUUUUACUUUUUGUUACUUCCUUCGUAAGUGUUCGUCGACAUGCGUGUUACUA